AUGCUAUUGGGACGAAGGUUCAAGCUACAGACUGACCACCAGCCACUGGUGAAAGUCUUUGGAUCGAAGAAAAGAGUUCCCAUCCACACGGCAAAUCGGUUGAAGCGUUGGGCACUUACACUGCUUGGGUACGAUUUCGAUAUCGAGUUCGUAUCUACCAACAAUUUCGGCUAUGCGGAUGUACUAUCGAGGCUCAUCAGCAGCCACGAGCGACCAGGGGAAGAAUUUGUGGUGGCAAGUGUCAACAUCAAGCCCGAUCAGCAGUGCAUUCUGGACAGCACCAUCGAACACCUACCAGUCACAUUCGAUAUGGUGCAGAAAGCUACGUCAGCAGACCCAAUGUUGCAGCGACUCAUCCAGUACAUCAACUCCGGCUGGCCCAAGAACGGAAAAUCGAUUCAGAAUGUAGCAUUGCAGACGUUUGUCCAUCGGCGCGAAUCAUUAUACGUUGUACAAGGUUGCGUGAUGAUGAUGGAACGGUUGGUGAUUCCGGAGUGUUUCCGGAAGAAACUAUUGAAGCAGCUACAUCGAGGUCAUCCCGGAAUCGAACGAGUCAAAGCCAUCGCUCGGAGCAUUAUCUACUGGCCGAAGAUCGAUGACGACAUCACUGAGUACAUUCGAAGCUGUACCAGCUGUGCGAAUGCGAAAAAAUCUCCACCACAAGCAGAGCCACAUCCGGGGCAGACCGCAGAAGGUCCAUGGGAACGUAUUCAUGUGGACUAUGCCGGACCGAUCGACGGCUAUCUGGUCAUCGUCGAUUCUUUUUCCAAGUGGCCAGAGAUGUUCCAGACGAAAUCAACGACAGCUUCUUCGACGAUCGGGUUCCUCACUGAGAGCUUUGCCAGAUUUGGCGUACCGAAGGUAAUUGUUUCUGAUAAUGGAACCCAGUUCACUGGAUUCGAAUUUCGUUCCUUCCGCGAAAAGCUGGGCAUCAUAAAUUUCCGCACCGCACCGUUCCACCCCCAAUCGAAUGGUUAA
This is a messenger RNA of Toxorhynchites rutilus septentrionalis, 978 nucleotides long. RefSeq lists its product as uncharacterized. NCBI's taxonomy places the organism in Eukaryota, Metazoa, Arthropoda, Insecta, Diptera, Culicidae. Gene Ontology annotation, biological process: DNA integration. The record is from RefSeq and is a predicted model, not a curated record. Gene Ontology annotation, molecular function: nucleic acid binding. Bases 1 to 978 code for a protein of 325 amino acids. The transcript has a single exon.